Chaetura pelagica (chimney swift) is the source of this 1284-nucleotide messenger RNA. RefSeq names its product potassium inwardly-rectifying channel, subfamily J, member 5 (gene KCNJ5). Gene Ontology annotation, molecular function: G-protein activated inward rectifier potassium channel activity. The record is from RefSeq and is a predicted model, not a curated record. Gene Ontology annotation, biological process: potassium ion import across plasma membrane; regulation of monoatomic ion transmembrane transport. NCBI's taxonomy places the organism in Eukaryota, Metazoa, Chordata, Aves, Apodiformes, Apodidae. Gene Ontology annotation, cellular component: plasma membrane. The transcript is spliced from 2 exons. The coding region runs from base 1 to 1284 and encodes 427 amino acids.
AUGGCCGGAGAUUCUAGGAUCUUCAUGAACCAGGACAUGGACAUUGGAGUCACAUCCAGAGAGCCUAAGAAGAUUCCCAAGCAGGCUCGGGAUGAUGUCCCCAUCGCCACCGACCGGACCCGCCUCAUCUCAGCAGAAGGGAAGAAGCCACGUCAGCGUUACAUGGAGAAAAGUGGGAAGUGCAACGUGCACCACGGAAAUGUCCAGGAGACCUACAGGUACCUCAGUGACCUCUUCACUACUCUGGUGGACCUCAAGUGGCGUUUUAAUCUUCUUGUCUUCACUAUGGUCUAUACCAUCACUUGGUUGUUUUUUGGGUUCAUAUGGUGGCUCAUUGCCUAUAUCCGGGGAGACCUGGACCACCUUGAAGAUGAGAACUGGAUCCCCUGUGUUGAAAAUCUCAGUGGAUUUGUUUCUGCAUUUCUGUUUUCUAUCGAAACUGAGACAACCAUUGGGUAUGGCUACAGGGUCAUCACGGAGAAGUGCCCAGAAGGCAUCAUACUGCUCCUGAUCCAGGCUAUCCUGGGCUCCAUUGUCAACGCGUUUAUGGUGGGGUGCAUGUUUGUCAAGAUCAGCCAACCAAAGAAGAGGGCUGAAACCCUCAUGUUUUCUAACAACGCGGUGAUUUCCAUGAGGGAUGAGAAGCUCUGUCUCAUGUUCCGGGUUGGAGACCUCCGCAAUUCCCACAUUGUUGAGGCUUCCAUUAGAGCCAAACUGAUUAAGUCCAAACAGACCAAAGAAGGAGAGUUUAUCCCUUUGAACCAAACAGACAUCAACGUGGGAUUUGACACUGGAGAUGACAGAUUGUUCCUGGUGUCACCUCUUAUCAUCUCACAUGAAAUCAAUGAGAAAAGCCCCUUCUGGGAGAUGUCCCGCACCCAACUGGAGAAGGAGGAGUUUGAAAUUGUGGUCAUCCUGGAAGGGAUGGUGGAAGCAACAGGGAUGACUUGCCAGGCUCGCAGCUCCUACAUGGACACCGAGGUGCUGUGGGGCCAUCGCUUCACCCCUGUCCUCACCCUGGAGAAGGAUUUUUAUGAAGUCGACUACAACAGCUUCCACAGCACCUACGAAACCAACACCCCCGUGUGCUGUGCCAAAGAGCUGGCUGAGUCCCGGCGGGAGGGCCAGCUCCUCAGCCACCUCCCCACUGCCCCCCUCCUGAGCACGGGCAGAGAAAUGGGGACACCCAAAGGGGAGGAAGAGGAAGAAGAAGGCAGGGAGCCAGUGGGACUGAUCGGAGCCAACGGGACGGCAGGGGAGGUGAAGGAAGAUCUGCCAGUAUAA